UUUAAGAUUAAAAAUAAUAAUGAGUGAAACAACAGUAGAACCUGGAUCAUAUGGCUUACAUGAUACUAUGAGAAAAGGGUUUAAUCACGCCUUAUCAAAUGUGACAGUGAAUCACCCUGUAGAGUAUUCAGAAAAGAUGUAUUUUGUGAAUGCUGAAAAAAAAGAGCUGUCAGCAGUAAGAACAGCACAUGGACUUCAUAUGCCAGUGAAGCUGAGAAUGGAGAAAGCUGUUGCUGCCAAGAUUCACAGACUACCUGGACUGCCAAGUUCGAAUUUAGCUCUGCGUACACUGAUGGGAAUUAAUGAUAUGAUCGGCCCGGAAGAUAUAUUUAAUGAUACACCGGAACAAAUGGACUAUUUAGAUCUCAAGUUGUAACUUUAAAAUAUCCCUUUUUAGUCUUGUUUAUAUUUAACGAAAUAUUACUUCGAUACUACUCAAA
Molecule: messenger RNA, 440 nt
Organism: Hydractinia symbiolongicarpus
Lineage: Eukaryota; Metazoa; Cnidaria; Hydrozoa; Anthoathecata; Hydractiniidae
Product: proteasome maturation protein-like
Exons: 6
Coding region: 20-376 (118 amino acids)
Biological process (GO): proteasome assembly
Cellular component (GO): nucleus; cytoplasm
Source: RefSeq, a predicted model, not a curated record